Pyrenophora tritici-repentis Pt-1C-BFP is the source of this 936-nucleotide messenger RNA. RefSeq names its product SUI2, Translation initiation factor 2, alpha subunit (eIF-2alpha). Lineage: Eukaryota; Fungi; Ascomycota; Dothideomycetes; Pleosporales; Pleosporaceae. Gene Ontology annotation, biological process: translational initiation. Gene Ontology annotation, molecular function: RNA binding; translation initiation factor activity; ribosome binding. The record is from RefSeq and is a predicted model, not a curated record. Gene Ontology annotation, cellular component: eukaryotic translation initiation factor 2 complex; eukaryotic 48S preinitiation complex.
AUGUCUCUAACAAAUUGCCGGUUCUAUGAGGAGAAGUACCCGGAGGUGGAGAGUUUUGUCAUGGUCAAUGUCAAACAAAUUGCAGAGAUGGGCGCAUACGUCAAGCUGUUGGAAUACGACAACAUCGACGGUAUGAUUCUGUUGUCAGAAUUGUCGCGAAGACGUAUUCGAUCCAUCCAGAAGCUCAUCCGAGUUGGUCGCAACGAAGUCGUCGUCGUACUCCGUGUGGACAAGGACAAGGGCUACAUUGAUCUGUCAAAGCGCCGUGUGUCGCCUGAGGAUAUCGUAAAGUGCGAGGAGCGAUACAACAAGUCCAAGAUGGUGCACAGCAUUAUGCGCCACGUUGCCGAGAAGACACAGACGCCCAUCGAGGACAUCUACCAGAGCAUCGGCUGGCCGCUGAACAAGAAGUACGGACACUCGAUUGAUGCUUUCAAGCUCAGCAUUACCAACCCCGAGGUCUGGAAUGAUGUCACGUUCCCCAACGAUGUGGUCAAGGACGAGCUGCAGAGCUACAUUGGCAAGAGGCUGACACCGCAGCCCACCAAAGUGCGGUCGGACAUUGAGGUCACCUGCUUCGGUUACGAGGGUAUCGACGCUGUCAAGACGGCCCUUCGAUGCGCAGAGGCAAAGAACACACCCGACAACCAGGUCAAGGUCAAGCUCGUAUCGCCGCCUCUUUACGUCCUCACAUCUCAAUGUCUCGACAAGAACGCCGGUAUCGCAUGCCUCGAACAAGCCAUCGUCGACAUCAAGGAGAACAUUUCAAAAGCAGGCGGCGACUGCCAGGUCAAGAUGGCUCCCAAGGCCGUCACGGAGAACGAUGACGCGGAGCUGGCCGCGCUCAUGGAGAAGCGUGAGCGUGAGAACCAAGAAGUCAGCGGUGACGAGGACGAGAGCACGAGCGAUGAGGGCGGUGUUGCCGAGGCCGACUAA